AUGUCAAUUCAAAAGCUAAACGACAAUGCCAACUCGGGCUAUGUUAGCUCCGAGGAGACAGACUCCCUGCUAGUAUCGAAUACAACGAAGGGAGCCGGCGGAGGUGGUGGCCGUACCGCCCUGUUGCGUCAGGUUAAGAACAGUUCGGCGAACGGGCCGACCUCGAACAAUAUGGCUUCCACGUCGGGCGGCAAGCCGACACUGAUGCGUCAGGAUCGGACUUCCACAUAUUUAACGAGUCCACAGCAAUCGCAGCAUGGCCGCAUGGGAUCCGAGGAGAGUAUGCGGGGUGGAAUGAUGGGUGCUGGUGGUGCUGGUGGAGGUGGAAUUGGGCACGAUGAGGAUAUUGAGCAGGGACUGAGGAUAACAGCAGCGAAAGUGCCUGAUAUUGAAGUACAUGAAGAGGACCAAGAACUAACACAGAACACAUCAACGACCACAACAAUAUCAGCAACAACAAUGACCAAGCAACAGCAGCAACUGCAACAGCAGCAACCGGAUCAACAACCGACCAUAUCAAUUAUGAAUUUAAGUCUUAAGCCACAACCGGAGUCAAGUCACGGCUCGAGUCAUCCCAAUUUGGGCACGAGCUCAUAUCAGAAUCUGGCCUCGAGCAUACCGCCGAGUGCGCCGAGUCGCUGUCGUGCCUGUCGCAAUUGCAGUCGUCGGGCGUCGACAACACCGAUCUCCAGCGGCGGCCAGAUCGAUCGUUCGGCAUCGCGGGAUAGUGUUAAGAGUGCCUUCCAGCCGGGCAAUCUGACCGGCUCGAUGGCCAUAUGCAUAUCAAAUUCAGCCCUCCAGCAGCAGCAGCAGCAACACUUGCAGCUACAACAGCAGCAACAAUUGCAGUUGCAUCAGCAACAGUUGCAGCUACAUCAUCAUCAGCAACAGCAACAGCAGCAACUGCAGCAGGUACCACCGGUGCUUAUUACGUCAUCGCCCACAAAUGGCUCACGGAUAAUACGUCAGAGCUCACAGCCGGAAUCGAGCAGUACGGCCAUCUGUUGUGGGUCGCAUAGCUCCUGUGGCCACUCCCACACGGUGCCGAAUGUGUCGCUGAAACAGCUGCGGGAAAGCACUACCGAUGGCAUUGCUGGCAUUGCCGCCGAUUCCCUAAGGAUCAAUGGCGGCAUGCGUCCAUUCAAACAGCUCCGCAAGCCAGCGUCGACACUUUCAAUUCCUGGCUCGAUGAAAACACCUUCCAUUGCGAACCGGGAACAGAUCUCAUCUGGAUGCAACGAAGAAGCGGCCGAGGCACUAGUGGGUAUCCACUCAGACUACCCUAGGUAUAUGGAAGAACGUGCGCUUACUGGCGGCAAUACGUCCAGAAAGCCAUCAACUAACUCGGCCAAACACAAACCCAAUGUGGGCUAUCGCCUGGGCAAAAGAAAAGCUUUAUUCGAGAAGCGCAAACGCAUUAGUGACUACGCCCUCGUUAUGGGCAUGUUCGGGAUCAUCGUGAUGGUGAUUGAAAACGAACUGAGCAGUGCCGGCGUCUACACAAAGGCAUCGUUUUAUUCGACAGCGUUAAAAACCUUAAUAUCUGUUUCGACUGUGAUUCUUUUAGGACUUAUAGUAGCUUACCAUGCUUUGGAAGUGCAGGUGAGAUUAUUCAUGAUAGAUAACUGCGCCGACGAUUGGAGGAUCGCAAUGACAUGGCAACGAAUUAGUCAAAUAGGGUUAGAACUUUUUAUAUGCGCUAUACAUCCAAUUCCUGGUGAAUACUAUUUCCAGUGGACGACGAAAUUGGCCAAUAAGAACAAAACAAUUGGCACUGAAAUGGUGCCAUACGACGUAGCUUUAUCACUACCUAUGUUCCUUCGAUUAUAUUUAAUCUGCCGUGUUAUGCUGCUUCAUUCAAAGCUAUUCACAGACGCAUCAUCACGGAGCAUCGGCGCUCUCAAUAGGAUUAAUUUUAACACAAGAUUUGUUUUAAAAACACUAAUGACAAUAUGCCCGGGAACGGUUCUAUUGGUCUUCAUGGUCUCGCUGUGGAUAAUUGCCUCGUGGACACUGCGGCAAUGCGAAAGAUUUCAUGAUGAAGAGCAUGCGAAUCUUUUAAAUGCAAUGUGGCUGAUAGCGAUAACAUUUUUGAGUGUUGGUUUCGGUGAUAUUGUUCCGAAUACGUACUGUGGACGUGGUAUCGCUGUCAGUACAGGAAUAAUGGGUGCCGGCUGUACGGCGCUACUCGUGGCUGUGGUAUCCCGUAAACUGGAGCUGACCCGUGCCGAGAAGCAUGUGCACAACUUCAUGAUGGACACGCAGUUAACAAAAAGGCUGAAAAAUGCUGCGGCGAAUGUUCUUCGUGAAACUUGGCUCAUUUACAAACAUACAAGACUAGUAAAACGGGUUAAUCCCGGCCGUGUAAGAACCCACCAAAGAAAGUUCCUUCUAGCUAUAUAUGCGUUGCGAAAAGUUAAAAUGGAUCAACGCAAACUAAUGGAUAAUGCAAACACAAUAACCGAUAUGGCCAAGACACAAAACACGGUCUAUGAGAUAAUAUCGGACAUGUCGAGUCGGCAGGAUGCCAUCGAGGAGCGUCUAACAAAUCUAGAGGACAAGAUGCAAAGUCUACAGGAACACAUGGAGAGCCUUCCAGAUCUAUUAUCGCGCUGUUUGACUCAACAUCAGGAGCGCAUCGAACAACGACGCAACUUUCUACAUCCGGAUACGGCCGCUGCGGCGAUUCAGCCGAUGCAGCAACCAACUCCGCCAUCCAUGUUCAACACCACGCCCAUGCUGUUCCCACAUUCUAGAAGUGUACCCUCAUCCAAUAACGCCGCUGCUACUUACCAUUGGCCAACAAGCCCUAUUUUGCCACCUAUAUCUAGUAGAACACCACAUUUAGUGCCUGAUACUCACAUGCCAUCAAAUGGAUCUGCAGUUAAUAGCUACGCAUCUUCCAACAAAUACGGCAGCUGAAUAUCAGAAAGAGAGCGCUCCAACUCCGUCAUUAACAUCGAGAUGCUAACAUUAAGAAGGCCACCACCAGCAACAACAACAGCAACAACGUCAAUACCAGCAUCCGCAUCCGCAACCACAUCCGCAUUCGCAUCCGCAUCCAUACCCAUGUCAAAAUCGAUGUCACCAACUCGGGUCGCCAUGGCAUUGGGGAAUUCACCGGCGUUGUCCGUGAACGAGGAACCAGAGCUCUUUGAGCUGACCCAACAUUCGGUUCGUUAUUCGCACUCGCAUCCGCAUUCGUAUCCGCAUCCGCAUCCGCAUCAUCGCAUCGUUGAGAGCAUCCGCAUACCAGCUGGCAUACCGGAGGAUGUCGAAUCCUUGACCAAUACGAACAGCAAUGGCUCAACCGAACAAUUUGCGAGUAAUGUGAGACAGGAGCUAUCGUUAGCAAAAUCGAUAACGAUACCGAUAACAAUACCGAUACCGAUAACAAUACCGAUACCGAUAACGAUACCGAUACCGAUAACAAUGCCAAUAUCAACAACUGCAUGUGCUACGAUUGCCGAGACGACAACGACGACAUCGAUUGCCUCUAAGAUCACC
Molecule: messenger RNA, 3507 nt
Organism: Drosophila innubila
Lineage: Eukaryota; Metazoa; Arthropoda; Insecta; Diptera; Drosophilidae
Gene: SK
Product: small conductance calcium-activated potassium channel protein
Exons: 13
Coding region: 1-2922 (973 amino acids)
Biological process (GO): potassium ion transmembrane transport
Cellular component (GO): plasma membrane; neuronal cell body; neuron projection
Molecular function (GO): small conductance calcium-activated potassium channel activity; calmodulin binding
Source: RefSeq, a predicted model, not a curated record